Messenger RNA from Photinus pyralis (common eastern firefly), 1237 nucleotides. It is a transcript of the gene Rad23, whose product is annotated as UV excision repair protein RAD23 homolog B. The record is from RefSeq and is a predicted model, not a curated record. Gene Ontology annotation, molecular function: polyubiquitin modification-dependent protein binding; ubiquitin binding; proteasome binding. Bases 166 to 1191 code for a protein of 341 amino acids. Gene Ontology annotation, biological process: nucleotide-excision repair; proteasome-mediated ubiquitin-dependent protein catabolic process. NCBI's taxonomy places the organism in Eukaryota, Metazoa, Arthropoda, Insecta, Coleoptera, Lampyridae. Gene Ontology annotation, cellular component: nucleoplasm; cytosol. The transcript is spliced from 5 exons.
GCAGCCCGCAAUGAGACGCACGCCAUAUUAUCAUGGCCGCCAAAUUUCUGAGUUGUGCUUUAUCAUCGACCGAGAUUAAAACUUAAAGCUAAAAAUAAACAAAAAGUGCGACAAUUUUAUUAUUUUUUUAGGAUUUAUUUGAGGUUUUUCAGUACGUCGCCAACAAUGAAGAUCACACUAAAGAAUUUGCAACAACAAACCUUUCAGGUUGAAAUAGACUCCUCAAAAUCGGUUAAGGAAUUGAAACAGAAGAUCGAAGCGGAGAAGGGCAAAGACUACUCUGCCGAAAAUCAGAGGUUAAUCUACGCAGGUAAAAUACUGACGGACGACAAUGCAAUCUCCGAGUACAAUAUUGACGAAAAGAAGUUCAUCGUCGUUAUGGUCACCAAACCAAAACAGACCGAGAAGGCGGAUAGCGGUGACGGGGGCAACGUGACGUCCGCGCCCGCUGCCACGACCACCACCACCACCACCACAACGACAGCGGCGUCGGUACCGGCGCCCCGGACCGAAACCAGCGUGCCGCCGGUCGAGUCGAAUAUAUCGAGCGCCGAAUCCGCCCUACUCAUGGGGGAGGAGUACCAGACGAUGGUUAGAAAUAUUAUUGACAUGGGCUACGAAAAGGAGCAGGUGGAGGCGGCGCUUCGAGCGAGCUAUAACAAUCCGGAUCGUGCUGUAGAAUAUCUCAUUAACGGAAUUCCCUCCAUCGCCGACGAACAAGAGGCGGUAAGCGAGACGGCGGACAUGUCGGGUAUUGACGAGCGACAAUCGGACGCCGACGACCCCCUCGCGUUUCUACGCGUUCAGCCCCAAUUCCAGCAGAUGCGAAGCGUAAUUCAGCACAAUCCGCAGCUGCUGAACACGGUGCUGCAACAAAUCGGGCAGACGAAUCCCGCCCUACUUCAGCUCAUAUCCGAUAAUCAGGAGGCUUUCGUGCGGAUGCUAAACGAGCCGGCGCAAGGACCACCGGCCACACAGGGAUCCACGCCCGCAGCGGCACCAGUCGGUGGCCAAGCGGCCGGUUUGCAGCAGCCGGGCGUGUUUCAGGUGACCCAACAGGACAGGGACGCGAUCGAGCGACUGAAGGCGCUCGGAUUCCCCGAACAUUUAGUAGUGCAGGCUUACUUCGCGUGCGAGAAGAACGAAAAUUUAACCGCAAACUUUCUGCUAAACCAAACCUUUGAGGAUUAACGACUCUGUUCCUUGUUUUCGCAAUUAUAUAUUGUUGUAAAUGUAA